AAACCCGUCGAGCUGGAGUCGGCCCUCGCCCGCCCUAUGAACCUUGCUUACUACCGGCCUGGGUCUACUCCUGCUCAACAAGCUGCUUCGCUCGCUUUUGGCAUAAUUAUGAAUCACCCUUUCGUGGAUGGCAAUAAGAGGACCGCUUUCUGGGCAGCGCACGAAUACCUCAUUGCCACUACCGGAAACGGGUUCACUAGGCAACAUCUUUCUGCAGCUUCUUCUAAUGCUCUGAUGGAAAUCAUCGGUAACGCGCAUGAAGCCAUUGCCACUGGAACCAUGGAAGAAAGCCAGCUCGCCGAGGUCUACGCUCGAAUU
Molecule: messenger RNA, 318 nt
Organism: Punctularia strigosozonata HHB-11173 SS5
Lineage: Eukaryota; Fungi; Basidiomycota; Agaricomycetes; Corticiales; Punctulariaceae
Exons: 1
Molecular function (GO): kinase activity
Source: RefSeq, a predicted model, not a curated record